AUGAGCGGAGGGUAUAUAGGUUCUAAGAUCAGUUUGAUAUCGCGGUCAGAUAUACGUUAUGUCGGCAUCCUGCACAGCAUUAACUCUACCGACUCGACGGUUGCUCUAGAGCAAGUGCGCUCGUACGGAACAGAAGGGCGAAAGGGAAACCCCGCUGAGGAGAUACCACCCUCCGAUAAUGUGUUUGAUUACAUAGUUUUCCGAGGUUCAGACGUAAAAGACUUGCAUGUUUGUGAAGCGCCAGCACCCCCACCUUCUUUACCUCCUCAAGUUCCCAACGAUCCUGCUAUUCUCGGGACGACUGCUCCACGACCGCCAAAUUUCCAAAGCUUUGGCCCACCACCAUUGAACCUAAAUGUUGGUGAAAACGCAUCCCGAGAAGUCGAACAGCAGAAAACACAAUUAACACAAUUACAGAAGGAACUUGCUGGACCCGAUAAAGCUGAAGACCAUAAACUAGAGAAUCAAGUUAGUGGAAAUAAAAGCAUUUCCAACAAACCCGGUUCUAGCUCGCGUUCGGCGAUAGGGCAUGUAGCAAACACUCGCAAUGACAAUAUGAAGGAAGCAUCCGCUGCUGCCGUGGAGAAAUUGGCAAAGAGUGUCAGCGAGUUGAAUGUUGCGGAGACUAGUGUAUCUCCUUUAUCCAAUACUGUCCACACGAACGAUCGGCAAACGAAUUUUCAUGGUUACAGCCAAAAUCGGUCAAGCAAUAACAGAUUACCUGGUAUGGGCGGUCACCUUCUUCAGCAACCUCGACGUGGUCGUGGUCGACGGAACUAUGGCCAAAAUUACGAUCGCAACCGUGUAUCUGUCCCGACAUCUGACUUCGAUUUUGAAUCAUCAAACGCUAAAUUCAAUAAGGAGGAAAUUGUAAAAGAAGUUGUAAAGAAAUCUCACGUCGGCCAUGAUGUAAAAGAUGGAAAGGACGUAAAGGAGGGAAAGGAGGAAGACAUCACGCAAGUUGAAGACGAGGAGGAGGAUGAUGAAGUUGUCAUACCGCCUGCCGAAACAUUCUAUGACAGAACUAAAUCAUUCUUUGAUAAUAUUUCUUGUGAAACGAAAGAGCGAUUGGAACAGCAAGGCCCUGAUGGACGACGCGGGUUGUCCGUUGCCGAGCGAAGACAAAAGCAAUCGGAAGAAAGGCGCUUGAAUCUUGAGACGUUUGGACAAGUUUCGAUUGACGGUGGAAGGUACCGUGGUGGAUAUCGCAGUCAGGAGGAUACUCAAGCAAUUAUCGAGGAAACAAUUUCAGGGUAUGCCUUUUAA
Molecule: messenger RNA, 1266 nt
Organism: Paraglomus brasilianum
Lineage: Eukaryota; Fungi; Glomeromycota; Glomeromycetes; Paraglomerales; Paraglomeraceae
Source: the annotation of a GenBank genome assembly